Messenger RNA from Elephantulus edwardii (Cape elephant shrew), 1313 nucleotides. It is a transcript of the gene STAMBP, whose product is annotated as STAM binding protein. The record is from RefSeq and is a predicted model, not a curated record. Gene Ontology annotation, molecular function: metal-dependent deubiquitinase activity; protein binding; K63-linked deubiquitinase activity. The coding region runs from base 12 to 1286 and encodes 424 amino acids. The transcript is spliced from 9 exons. Gene Ontology annotation, biological process: protein K63-linked deubiquitination. Gene Ontology annotation, cellular component: cleavage furrow; endosome. Lineage: Eukaryota; Metazoa; Chordata; Mammalia; Macroscelidea; Macroscelididae.
UGCUGGUCCUGAUGCCUGACCAUGGGGAUGCGAGCCUCCCACCUGAAGACCGGGUGAGGGCUCUCUCCCAGCUGGGCAGCGCUGUGGAGGUGAGUGAGGACAUCCCGCCCCGCCGCUACUUCCGCUCUGGGAUGGAGAUGAUCCGAAUGGCAUCCAUUUACUCCGAGGAAGGCAACAUCGAGCAUGCCUUCAUCCUCUACAACAAAUAUAUCACGCUCUUUAUUGAGAAACUACCCAAACAUCGAGAUUACAAAUCCGCUGUCAUUCCUGAGAAGAAAGACACAGUAAAGAAAUUAAAGGAGAUCGCGUUCCCCAAAGCAGAAGAGUUGAAGGCAGAGUUAUUAAAGCGGUACACCAAAGAAUAUGCAGAAUAUAAUGAAGAAAAGAGGAGGGCAGCGGAGGAGUUUGCGCAGAGCAUGGCCGUCAAGCAGGAGCUGGAGAAGGAGAGGCAGAGGGUCGCGCAGCAGAAGCAGCAGCAGCUGGAGCAGGAGCAGUUCCACGCCUUCGAGGAGAUGAUCCGCAACCAGGAGCUCGAAAAAGAGCGCCUGAAGAUAGUACAGGAGUUUGGGAAGGUGGACCCGGGCCCCGGCGGUCCCCUGGUGCCUGACUUGGAGAGACCCUCCGUAGACGUGUUCCCCACCACACCUGCCUCAGCCACACAGCCUUCAGACUGUAACUCAAUCGUGAGGCCAGCUAAGCCACCGCUGGUGGACAGGUCCUUGAAGCCUGGGGCGCUGACCAGCUCGGAAAGUACUCCCACAAUUGACGGCCUGCGCCAUGUGAUGGUGCCCGCCCGACUCUGCCCGCAGUUCCUCCAGUUAGCCAGUGCCAACACCGCCCGGGGAGUGGAGACAUGUGGGAUCCUCUGUGGUAAACUGAUGCGGAACGAGUUUACCAUCACCCACGUUCUCAUCCCGAAGCAGAGCGCUGGGUCUGAUUACUGCAACACAGAGAAUGAAGAAGAGCUCUUCCUGAUCCAGGACCAGCAGGGCCUCAUCACGCUGGGCUGGAUUCACACUCACCCCACACAGACCGCCUUCCUGUCCAGCGUUGACCUGCACACUCACUGCUCCUAUCAGAUGAUGCUGCCUGAGUCCAUAGCCAUCGUCUGCUCCCCCAAGUUCCAGGAAACCGGCUUCUUUAAACUAACUGACCAUGGACUGGAGGAGAUUUCUUCCUGUCGCCAGAAAGGAUUCCAUCCCCACAGCAAGGAUCCGCCUCUGUUCUGUAGCUGCAGCCACGUGACGGUUGUGGACAGACCAGUGACCAUCACGGACCUGCGAUGAGCUUUUGAACCGGACAUCUCCCAGGAA